CCGGCCGUACCGGAAGUGGCGACUGCUCCGCGCGGAUGGCGGUGGCGGCGGCGGCGGCGGCGGCGAUGGCGGCGGCGGGCUGCGCGGGCGCUGGGGCGGCCCGCUCCCUCUCUCGCUUCCGAGGCUGCCUAGCCGGCGCGCUGCUCGGGGACUGCGUGGGCUCCUUCUACGAGGCGCACGAUACCGUCACCCUGACGUCAGUCCUGCGUCACGUCCAGAGCCUGGAGCCGGACCCGGGCUCGCCGGGGAGCGCGCGGACAGAAGCAUUGUACUACACAGACGACACAGCCAUGGCCAGGGCCCUGGUGCAGUCCCUGCUGGCCAAGGAGGCCUUCGACGAGGUGGACAUGGCUCACAGAUUUGCUCAGGAGUACAAGAAAGACCCUGAUCGGGGUUACGGUGCUGGAGUAGUCACUGUCUUCAAGAAGCUCCUGAGCCCCAAGUGCCGUGAUGUCUUUGAGCCUGCCCGGGCCCAGUUUAAUGGGAAAGGCUCCUAUGGCAAUGGGGGUGCCAUGCGGGUGGCCGGCAUCUCGCUGGCCUAUAGCAGUGUCCAGGACGUGCAGAAGUUUGCCCGGCUCUCAGCCCAGCUGACACACGCCUCCUCCCUGGGUUACAAUGGCGCCAUCCUGCAGGCCCUGGCCGUGCACCUGGCUUUGCAGGGGGAGUCAUCCAGUGAGCAUUUCCUCCAACAACUCCUGGGCCACAUGGAAGAGCUGGAGAGUGACGCCCAGUCUGUCUCGGAUGCCAGGGAGCUGGGCAUGGAGGAGCGUCCCUACUCCAGCCGACUGAAGAAGAUUGGAGCCCUUCUAGAGCAGGACUCAGUGACCAGAGAGGAGGUGGUGUCUGAGCUAGGGAAUGGCAUUGCUGCCUUUGAAUCUGUGCCCACCGCCAUCUACUGCUUCCUGCGCUGCAUGGAGCCUGACCCUGAGAUUCCCUCUGCCUUCAACAGUCUCCAAAGGACUCUUAUCUACUCCAUCUCACUGGGGGGGGACACAGACACCAUUGCCACCAUGGCCGGGGCCAUUGCCGGUGCCUACUAUGGGAUGGAACAGGUGCCAGAGAGCUGGCAGCAAAGCUGUGAGGGCUACGAGGAGACGGACGUCCUGGCCCAGAGCCUGCACCGGCUCUUCCAGAAGAGUCUGUGAGGGCCACAGCUGCUGGGCUCCACUGUGUCCAGCAGGACCAACUACAGCUCAGAUUGGAAACCCAGAGGCUUACUGCAGCAUAGGUCGCUGCCUCCGUCAUCCUGCAGUGUGGGUGGAGCAUACCUCUGGGGCGGGGUCUCUGGGGGAGGUCAUUGGACAGUGAGUGUGGAGGGCUGGUGCCUCCAUGAUGCUCGGUUUCCAGCUCACUGCAGAGCGUUGGGCAAGCCCGGCUCCUCAGGCACACGGGAGGGAUCUGGACAGCUUUGAUCUUGGAAGGGCAUUUGUGGCAUUUUCCUUUAUUAUCUAACACGUGGGGUUGGGUGGGGGGCAGAAGUGAUCAGCAAUAGCAUCAUUUCCCCUUGUUGGGAUUUAGCCAGUUUGCCAGAGAGCAUGUCUUUGGACAGAGCCCCUGGGCAGUAAGUUUACAUGGAUCAGGGAAACCAGCACUUGCAUCUAGCUGAUCUAGAUACAUACCUGGCCCUUGACUGUCAUGGAGCUUAUUAACAGCUUCCAGCAGAACUCCCAGCAAUAAAAUUGUUGGUAAAUCCUACCACUGGUUCCUAAAUCUCUCCUGUGCCCUGGAUUCUGUCCACUUCACCCCACCCUUGACCUUCUCAAGCCUGGUGCCUCUUUAUCGGCUCUGCCAGGAGCUAGGAACACAAGGCUGCCGAGAUGUCAGGCAGAUUCCUCCAGUUCUUCCAAUUGUCUGCACAGCUGGUUCAUCCAGGAAGGGCAAAGUGAGCAUGAUUUUGUCCUUUGGUCACUCAAAGUGGCCCAGGCAGUGGGCGAGACAAGCCAGAUGUCCCUGGUUUCAAAGCCUGACUUCUUCAUAGGUUGCUUCCCAAGUAGGACCCAAGAACAGGACCCCUGUAGGAGGAUGCAGAGGGCAGUUUCUCUCACCGGAUUGCCAACCAUGGGGUGAGGAGGGUACAUCGUGCCUGUGCCCUGCGUGGACUGAAGGCUGUGUGCCUCAUUCUGUUAUCUUGGGCCCCCGUCAAAGGCCUUGGCUUGAAAGAUGGUUCUGUAUACCAUUUUGAGGAAAGGAAAAUUUUAAAAGGGAGAAGACCUCUCCCCUCAAACUUCUGGGAUAUUUUCAGAUUAUCCUAGCCUCAGGGGAGAGAGAAGCAUGCCCAGCUUUGCAGCUGACCUGAGGUUUGAGGACUGAUGGGCAGGUCUGCUUUCAGCCAAGAUUGUGUCCUGCCAGGCAGGGGCAAACCACAGGACUUCCCAGGACUUGGAUUGUUCCAGGUUUGCCGCCCCAUCCCUAGAGCCAGGGACCGAGGCCUAGUGCUCAGCAUGGGAAGCUGCGGGCAGGUGCUUUCAGUCCAGGACAGCACCUCCAGUCGUGCCUUCAGCAGCGGGCCUGGCACUGGCCCCACCCUCAGGAUCAAAGGUUCAUAGUUCUAUUCAUAAUUUGUAUCAAAUGUUGAAACUUGGUCCUUGGGAUUCUGAGCCAGCUCUCAUGCUCCCCCACCCCUAAGAGCUUGCAGGAAUGUUCCAGGGAAGCUCAAACCAUCUACCCCAGCUCCAACCCCAAUCACUGCCUUGCUUUGGUUGCUUAAAAUGCCUGUUGGCAUUUACUUGGUGCAGAGCCUUAGGCAGCUUAGGAGCAUCCAGCAUUUGCGAUGUGGUGACAGAACCCAUGGCUGGGGGCCUGGGGAGCAAUGCGUGCUCCUUGAGAGAAGGCAUAGAACGAGAGCCCCAGAGAGUUCCCUGGAUGCCUUAUGAAAUCCAGAGGCUUGAGAUGCCUCCACAUCAAUGCCAGUUCCUGCACAGCACUGUUUUAUACAACAGGUUUUAUUGAGGUGUGUCAAUACAGUCAAUACUGCUGUUUUUCUUUUCAAAAAGAAGUCCUAUGGUUUGUUUGGGUUUUUUUUUUGUUUUUUUUUUGUUUUUUUUUUUUUGAUUCCCAAGUGCGUUUUUCCCAAAUCUGUGACACAGGGCACAUAAUAAGUAUGUAGAGAACUAAGCUUCAUAUACCAAGUUAGAAAUGAAAUCACUAAUGAAAACAUUUAAACCUUAAUCUUAAAAAAAAAAAAACCAAAAAAAAAAAAAAAAACACAAA
Molecule: messenger RNA, 3210 nt
Organism: Acinonyx jubatus (cheetah)
Lineage: Eukaryota; Metazoa; Chordata; Mammalia; Carnivora; Felidae
Gene: ADPRS
Product: ADP-ribosylserine hydrolase
Exons: 6
Coding region: 36-1145 (369 amino acids)
Cellular component (GO): nucleus; mitochondrion
Source: RefSeq, a predicted model, not a curated record